Molecule: messenger RNA, 5913 nt
Organism: Struthio camelus australis
Lineage: Eukaryota; Metazoa; Chordata; Aves; Struthioniformes; Struthionidae
Source: RefSeq, a predicted model, not a curated record
CCCUCUCCUUCUUCCCCCUCCAGGUCCUGGCAGCUCUGCAGACCUUUAGCUGUGGGAGCAGAGCAAGGCUGGAUUUUGGGUACCAAACAGGGAAGUUUUGCCUGGCAGGUGCCUCCUGUCCCCCCUUGACUGGCCAGAGAUCCCACUAUGAUGGCUGCUUCCCGCUCCUCUGAGCUGUGAGGACAGUGACCCUUCAGAGCUGCAGCACCCUGUCCCCAUCCAGGCACCAUGCCUUUUCCGUAUGUGAUAUAUAAAGGCAUUAAAUUCCCCCCUGCCUACAACUCUGAGCACAGCCUGGGUUUUGCACACAAUGACUUCUUGGUGCGGGACGAUGACAUCUUCAACGUCACCUACCCCAAGUCCGGCACCGUGUGGAUGACUGAGAUCCUGAGCCUUAUCCGCAACCAUGGCCAUCCUGGCUGGAGCCGAACCGUCCUCAAUUCUGACCGUGUGCCUUGGUUCUCAACCCGGCUGGGUCUAGAGUCAGCUCUCAGCCUCCCCUCACCUCGCCUGCUGACCUGUCACCUCCCCAGGCACAUCUUCCCCAAGUCCUUCUCCCACUCCAGGGCCAAGGUCAUUUACACCCUACGGGAUCCUCGAGAUGUUGUCGUCUCCUACUAUUACUUCUCCAAGAUGUGUAACAGCUACGAGGACCCCACAUCCUUUGAGCAGUUCCUGAGGGACUUUCUGAAUGGAGAGUUGCCCCAUGGCUCCUGGUUUGAACACGUCCAAGGCUGGUUGGAGAUGAAGAGCAGGGAGAAUUUCUUCUUCAUCACCUAUGAAGAGCUAAAGCAGGACCUGCAGGGCAGUGUGCGACGUCUCUGCCAGUUUCUGGGGCAGGAUUUAGAUGAGGAUGCCAUCUUUUCAGUAGUGCAAAAUGCCUCCUUCACAUCCAUGAGGGACAACCCAAUGUGCAGCUCCAUCCUGCUCCCUUCAGACAUCAUGGACCAGACAAAAGGGCAGUUUCUGAGAAAGGGCAUCUGUGGGGACUGGAAGAACCAUUUCACAGUGGCACAGAGCGAGACCUUCGACAGGAUCUACCAGGACAGGAUGCAGGGCCUGAACAUGGCCUUUCCUUGGGACAAGCAUUAGGAUCCAGCUCUAACUUAGGCCACCUAAGCACUGGAUAUAAACUAGCCGCUGGCAGCUAUGGAACUUAAGAGCACUGAUUGGUUUUGGUCAGAGAGAGAUGUAUCACUCCCUUGGGCCCAGGGUUACAAAUGGCACUUAACACCAGUGUGUGAGCAACUAAUUUGCACACUUUCUCUUUGAGUUGCAAGGGCUUUCUCAUGGGGCUGUGCUUCUCCUCUCUGUCCCCUCCCACCAUCUUUCAACCCUUUUGCCCCUGAGGCAGGCUCAGAAGUCCCCUGGGAUGGACCUGUCUCCUUGCCCUCCAACACAUUCCUCUUUUGCUAACACAGGAGUGUGUAACACAUUCCCCGAGAGCACACAGAUGAAAUAUAUCCUGUCCAUCACAGAGUGCUUUGGCUACAGCACUGACCAAUUCAGCCUGUUCAGGAGCUACAGCCAGCUGAAAUGUUCCCUUGGAGAUGUUCAUUGAAUGUGCUGCAGUGGAACAACGGAGAAAAUGGGAAGGUCUACUUGAAUACAGAGGAGCCUUUCAGAUUUCCUGACCGAGGGAAAGACAGAGGAGGUGCAGGAGGUUGGAGAGUGACAGAGUGACUCUGGAGCACGUAUCUGUGGCCACGUCCAGGAUGGCAGCAAGAGGAAAGGACGGUCUUGCUUAGGCAACACAGAGAGAUGGGAGCCUGGAGGAUGCACCUAUGGCCACAUGUGGGAGAGUGUGGGUGUGCAGAAAGGAGAUAGCUGGACAUGGGCAUUAAGUGAACACCUGGGAGCUGCCCUGCUUGCAGAUUAGCAGAGCUGGCUGUAGGGAGUUGCUGUGUAUUGUGGCCAAAGUAAGAGGAAACAGGAAGAGGUGGGCUGCUGAGACCUACAACCAUGCUGGCUUGCACUGAGAGUGGCAGGUGAAGGACAUGCUUUGGCCAGAAGGGGCAGACUUGGAGCAAGGAAGCCUCAGUGUGGAGAUAACGCCUUAGUGAAGUAUGGGGUGAGAUAUGUCAGACAUAUUCUGCAGAGAAAGGAACAGGGAUCAAGGGUAGUCCUCUGUGGCGCCGCAGAGACAAGUGAGUGAGAAGAUGAUCCUGUACAGGAUGGGUGGGAAGAGGCAUGGGAGAAGCAGGAGGAGAAACAGGUGAACAUGGAUGGAGGAUUAGGAGGGGAAAUUUUCAAAACAGAGAACUGUGUGGCAGGGGCUGACAGGUCCAGGGGAAUUUGGGGUGCUGUGCAGGAGCUUUCUGUGGAAGGAGCUGUUGGGUUGGGCUGGGUAGGUCCCUUCUCCUGUUUGCCUUGCAGCACUUGCAAUGGGCAGGGAAAUUCCUCCAUAGCGCAAGACUGCAAAAGAAUUUUCUUAGAAGGGUGGGGGCAAAGACUCCAGAGUUUGUAGCAGAUUUCCCUCAACAUUCAGAUCAAGUCUUGAUUCUUUUCUGCUCCUCUUUCAACUGCGCCGUGACUUUUCCAAGACUUGGACAUUGAACUGCCUCCCCACACUCUUAUGCUGAUGUGUAUGAUCCCCACUGCCAAGGGCAUCGAGGUUUUUCCUGCUCCUUACCCCCGCUGCCUUCUUCCCGCCCACAGUCGUGGUUACAUCCUAACCCAUUACUUUCUCUCCCCUGAGUCUUCCAGACCCAUGUCCUGCAUCAGGUGAGCAGUUCACUAUGGGCAGUGGGUGACUCAGAGCUCAGGGUUGCACUCUGCGCUCGUGCUAUCUGCAAAGUCAAGAAUCAGGAUGAGGUAGGAUUUGAUGCCAGAAACUCUCUGCGAAUGGACCAAUGUAGGGAGUGUGAGCAUACAAGGAGAGAAAGGAAUUCUCCAUGCCAGAGCCCUCUCCCCACAGAUGUACCUCCCUCCAUCCCAGCCCUCCCACUGCUGCUCCCUACCCCUCAUCUUGCAUAGGCCCUACCAUGGGCUGCAGCCCUAUCUAUGCUUGGCAUGUUUGGAGCAUUCCUCCUUCUCCCAUAGUCUUUCCCCUUCUACUUUCCCUCCCUGUGCUUUCCCACAUCACUUUCAUGCACUUGCUCUCUCCUGCCCCAUGGGACACCUGGGUGGCUCCGUCCUGCUGUAGUCAGCAAAGACUCAUUGCUCACUCUCUGUUUCUCCUCUAGCCCCUCUUUGCUACCAUGGUGUCUCGUGCUGCUCUGGGAUCAGAGCUAACUGGGGAGGGUGAGAUUCUAGUGGUCCCCAGAAGCACUGCAGAGGGAGAAGGGAUGUGGGUAACCUCUGCAAAUCUGCAAGUAGAGCCUGUAAGUAAGAGAAAAUCCCCUCUAAAUCCCACCUAAGCAGAAGUGACUCUGUAGCACCUCAUGGAAAGAGGGGAGGUGAACAGAAAGGACCGGUGGGUGAUUUUUUUUUAAAUGCAGGUGGUGAAUGGGACAGCUAGGAGAUGUUCCCUGCUAGAUUGGAACUGGUUGGGCAUGUGAUAGUAAAUGGCAGUGCUGUCUGCUGUGACCAUGAAAAAGGUUUUCCCUGCUGAGAACAAAAUACUUCUGUAGCUGGGACAUUUUAUCUGAUCCAGGACAGCCAUUGUUAGCGGGCAAAAGGAUAGCAUCUUCUCCAGACACAAGCUGUCCUGGGAAAUCACAAGCAUUAGUGCAACCCCUGAAGAUGUACCUCACCCAUUCCCUGCAGCAUUAUUCCCCCACACCCUUCUCAGGCAUUUUAGUCAGGAUGGCUUCCUAGUGUUCCCUGCUGCCCCCCUGGCCCCACUUUCAGUAAGUUCUUGUAUAUUGUGCCGGGGCACUGGUCUGCCACCGGCACAGGACUGAAACAGAAUUGAUGAGAGAUGAGUGAGAUCCUGCCUGGAGUGGAAAUUUGUUGCUGUGAUUCCUUUUCUGUUUGCUGGACAUAAGCAAACCCGAGUUUCACUGCAGCCAACUAGUACUAAGCAGAUAAUGGGAGAGCCGUAAACUUAAGUGCUUCUCUGUGCCAGAAGCACACUGAACCCUGCAGAUCUCUGGGGGAGAGAUGGGCUCUGUCUACAGACGUGAAACUUAGAAAACUGUCCUUGCCAUUCCCUGGAAGUACUUCUCGCUAUCUCAGUCAUUGUAUUUCUUCAACUAAGAAACUCUCCUCCCUCCAUAGGAGGAGUCCAAGAGGGAUAUGCACAGUUCUGUCCUCAUAAAGGGGAGGUGCCAGCUGGCCCAGUGGAGGUUUAGGAGACCCCUGGUAACUCUGCUGCCAGUGCUAACAUAUAAGAACAGUUUGUGUUAUGGCUUUGAAUAAAGCAGGGCCAAGCCACAGGGACUUGAAAACACAGUUUUGUCCUUGUAUGGGACAGGUUGUUCAGCAAGAUGUUAAAAAAUUGCCUCCACUUUGACAGCCAAGAAUGGGAACUUUCCAGAUAAGCAGGGCUUGUCCAAGGGGGACAUGCACAGUCAGGGUGAGAGCCAGUGGUGGUAUACAGGAGUUGAGGAAAGGUGUCUGUGUGCAGACAAGACAGCAUGGCCAUUGCACCUCAGCUGAGACAGCCUGAUAGUGUUUAAACCAAGUGCUGCAACUGAUGCACUCAGCGUUUGCUACUCCCAGUCUGAUACACCUCCCAAAGCAGUGCUUUUUUCCUCAUCCCUUUACAACUUUCUGCAAUGAAGGAGUUGAGCAGUGUUUUGCAGGAAAUCAGAGUCCAGUUGUUAUUUUGGCUGAGAAAUUACCAAUAAUUGCAGGGACCUUGCCAGCACAUAUCUAUGAGUAUGCAAAUAUCUACAGGCAAUGGGGAGAUAUAUACUUUUUAAUUUUAUAGCUGUUCAUAAAGUUUAAAUUAAAAAUGUACAUCAAUUAAUUAAAAAGUGAACAAUGCAUAGCCAUUAACUAGUAUAAAGCAAAGAGAGGAAUUUACCUGCCAGAAAGUAGACAUCCAUAACUAAAUAAUAUCUGAACUGUCUUCCCAGUGAGCAAAGUAAAACAGGGCCUUUGUUUAGGGAUCAAUCUUAUUCUUAGGUGCGUCUAAUGCAGACCUGGUGAUUCAUGAUGCAGAAGUGAAUCUAUUUUAUUCCAUCAUCUAGAAAUGGAGCUGUGGGCGACUAGCUUAGAUGUGGACGUCUACAUCACUGAGAUGCUUCUCAGAAACCUAAAUGUAGUUGUCUGUUGCCAUGUGAGUUGGUCUUAGUUUUCCAGACUCUAGUUUCUAGUCAAGAAGAGCAUCGGUCACAUCUGUCUGCCCUUCUGGGAUGCCACACUGCUCUAUGGCAUCUCUGACAGUCCUCAACACUGAUGUGGAAGCAACUAAAUCAUGGCUCAAAACACCCAGGAUUGUCAGCAAGGUGUUGGGAUGUAGUGAUAACAACUCAAGUAAGAAAGAGAAUGCACAGAAGGGGAAGAAUUUUCUGAUUUUAAAUCUGGGAUAUGCUUAAGAACAAAUCAGGUUGUUAUGACAGAAAACAUCUUGGGUAAAAGUGCCAAUGAAGUGCUGACAAGUUAAAUUGUUUAGGAGGAAAAGCAAAAAGGACAGAAAUAUAAAGACAGAGGGCUUGAAGAAAGCAGAUUUUAACAACCUCUUUAAACAGUUAAAGGAAAGUUCAAAGCUAAUCUAAGUAAUCAGUAAGAGGAUAAUGAUUUCAGGAGCAUGGCUCAUUUCUUCAAAAAGCAGAAUCAAGGACAAACACAUAAAUGGUCCUGAUUUGGAAGUAGGGGUAGGAAGGCCCUGUGUGACCAGCAUUGUAAUAUAACACUCAGUGAAAAAACAUUCAGAAGGAUGAAAGCAGACCAAUUUGCUAAAGGAGAGAAUAACAGAAUGUCAUAUUAGAUGAAAAUUAGAAAGACAAAGGUGAAAAAUUCAAUACUUUCAGAAAAAGGCAUAGCAGAUAAGAACAAACCAACACGUAGCUACAUUUGCAGCUU